Zootermopsis nevadensis is the source of this 791-nucleotide messenger RNA. The record is from RefSeq and is a predicted model, not a curated record. Lineage: Eukaryota; Metazoa; Arthropoda; Insecta; Blattodea; Termopsidae.
ACGAUCUUCCCUGGAACAUCCGGAAAUUCAUAAAGAAUCAGCUCGUAAAUUUCCGGUUUGCGGAAGACCUACGGGAAAUGUCUCCAUGGUCCCGCAGCUCUUGGUCUCACACCGAUUUGCUCAGACUUCGCGAAGGAAUGGUAGCAGCGCAGUUUUGGUCGGCCUAUGUUCCGUGUUCCACUCAGCAUUUGGACGCGGUGCAACUGGCAUUGGAACAGAUUGACGUCAUCCGACGGCUGGUGGCAAAGUACCCCACUUACAUGACCUUGGUGACAACCACAGAAGGCAUCGAGAGAGCACACGAGUCCGGUCUAUUGGCCAGCCUCAUCGGAGUGGAAGGGGGUCAUGCCAUAGGCACGAGCCUCGGGGUCUUGCGAAUGCUGUACCAACUGGGGGCGCGCUAUCUCACCCUGACGCACACCUGCAACACACCUUGGGCAGACUGCUCAAUAGCGGACGAGCCGGGUCACCUUCCAAACAUCGGCGGCCUCUCGCCGUUCGGAACGCUAGUGGUACGGGAGAUGAAUCGACUGGGCAUGAUGGUGGAUCUGUCCCACGUGUCAGUACCAACAAUGCUAGAUGCUCUGCGGAUGAGUCGGGCCCCCGUUAUCUUCUCUCAUUCCUCUGCGCAUGCGCUUUGCAACAGUUCCCGUAAUGUGCCUGACCACGUCCUCAGAUUAUUGGCUGAGAACGGUGGUCUCAUGAUGGUGGCCUUCUACCCUCAUUUCAUCAGCUGCAGCGAAUCGGCCACGCUUCAAGACGUUGUCGGUAAGUAAAGCGGACAUUGCUGU